Messenger RNA from Aspergillus welwitschiae, 849 nucleotides. RefSeq names its product A4/G1 family peptidase. The record is from RefSeq and is a predicted model, not a curated record. NCBI's taxonomy places the organism in Eukaryota, Fungi, Ascomycota, Eurotiomycetes, Eurotiales, Aspergillaceae. The transcript has a single exon. The coding region runs from base 1 to 849 and encodes 282 amino acids. Gene Ontology annotation, molecular function: glutamic-type endopeptidase activity. Gene Ontology annotation, biological process: proteolysis.
AUGAAGUUCUCUACCAUCCUUACCGGCUCUCUCUUCGCCACUGCCGCUCUGGCUGCUCCUCUCACUGAGAAGCGCCGUGCUCGCAAGGAGGCCCGCGCCGCUGGCAAGCGCCACAGCAACCCUCCCUACAUCCCCGGUUCCGACAAGGAGAUCCUCAAGCUGAACGGCACCACCAACGAGGAGUACAGCUCCAACUGGGCUGGUGCCGUCUUGAUCGGCGACGGCUACACCAAGGUCACUGGCGAGUUCACUGUCCCCAGUGUCUCUGCUGGAUCUAGCGGCUCCAGUGGCUACGGUGGUGGCUACGGCUACUGGAAGAACAAGAGACAAUCCGAGGAGUACUGCGCCUCCGCUUGGGUUGGUAUCGACGGUGACACCUGCGAGACCGCUAUUCUCCAGACUGGUGUCGACUUCUGCUACGAGGAUGGCCAGACUUCCUACGAUGCCUGGUAUGAGUGGUACCCCGACUACGCCUACGACUUCAGCGACAUCACCAUCUCUGAGGGUGACAGCAUCAAGGUCACUGUCGAGGCCACCAGCAAGAGCAGCGGUAGCGCCACCGUUGAGAACCUGACCACUGGCCAGUCCGUCACCCACACCUUCAGCGGCAACGUUGAGGGUGACCUCUGCGAGACCAACGCUGAGUGGAUCGUUGAGGACUUCGAGUCCGGUGACUCCCUUGUUGCUUUCGCUGACUUCGGCUCUGUUACCUUCACCAAUGCUGAGGCCACUAGCGGCGGCUCCACUGUCGGCCCCUCUGACGCUACCGUUAUGGACAUUGAGCAGGAUGGCUCCGUCCUCACCGAGACCUCCGUCUCUGGCGACAGCGUCACUGUCACCUACGUCUAA